Messenger RNA from Pseudovirgaria hyperparasitica, 776 nucleotides. RefSeq lists its product as uncharacterized. The transcript has 2 exons. Lineage: Eukaryota; Fungi; Ascomycota; Dothideomycetes; Acrospermales; Acrospermaceae. The record is from RefSeq and is a predicted model, not a curated record. Bases 106 to 681 code for a protein of 191 amino acids.
GACGGAGAUGGGAGUCAACAUACCACUUGAAGGUGUAGGUAGCCAUGGUUCAGGCUUCGGAUCGGGUUGAAAGUAGCAAAAGCUGGACGAGGAAAAUGCGAAGGGAUGCAAGAUGCAGCAAUUCAGCAGCAGCAGCGGACCGAUGAGUGGGGUGCAGCUAGUGCUAGCUUCCAAGGUUCGCGUUCUCGUUCUGUCGGACAGCCUACAGGGCUCGCAGGAGAAAGAGAUAUGAUGCAAGAAGGGUUGGGAUUGUCGAGCGACAGGUCCCGGAGAAAAGGGAGAGAGGGAGAGAGGGAGAGAGGGAGGGAUAUGAAGGUGGUGGUGGUGGUGGUGGUGGUGGUGGUGGAUGGAAGGCUAGGCGUAGUGGUAGUGUAUAAGAAAGGAAGAGGUUGGGGAGGAGGCUGUUGGAGCAGAGCAGCACAAAACACGGCAGAGAGCCCCAGUCGCUAUGAUCAACUAGCACUGCACGCACAAACGACGAUACGCCACAGGACUAAUGAGUAUUAUAAUGAACAAGAUUGCGAGAGGGAGAGAGCAAUUGGUGUUUUGGCCAGGGCGGAGAAAGACAAUGGAACAAAGCUAAGUGUGUUUUGUUGGGCUUCACUGGCAACAAACAGGCCAGCACCGUGCACUCAGUCAGACACAGACUCACUCAUCUUGACUGUGCACAGUCUGAAGUGAUGAUUAGACGGUCAUGGAUAAUUAGUAGGAGUAUCCAUUGUAUUCAGUGAUGACGUGCACUCUGCCAUCUGGGCGACGGUGAGGGUCUUGCCAGG